AUGAAAGCAGUGGGAAUUGAAACUAUGGCUGCCACUCUGUCUCUUACUCAGCUUUCCAGUGGAAAUCCUGUCUAUGACAAAUACUACCGGCAGGUUGACCCGGCUGGCAGCGGGCGCGUGGCAGCAGCCGAUGCUGCUCUGUUCCUAAAGAGGUCUGGCCUGGCUGACCUGGUCCUCGGGAAGGUAUGGGACCUGGCAGACUCCGAACGUAAAGGGUGCCUGAACAAACAGCAAUUCUUUAUUGCCUUGCGGUUGGUGGCCUGUGCCCAGAAUGGCCUGGAGGUGGCGCUCAAGAGCCUUCACCUGGCCGUUCCUCCACCCAAAUUUAAUGACACGAGCAGUCCUCAGUUGACCGGCGGGGGGGCCAUGGAUAUUCCCUGGUUUGUCAAGGCAGAGGAGAAGAUGAAGUUCGACACUAUCUUUGACAGCCUGUUCCCUGUGGGAGGGUACCUCACGGGGGACAAGGUCAAGCCGGUCCUCCUCAACUCCAAGCUCCCCGUGGACGUCCUGGGCAGGGUUUGGGAGCUCAGUGACAUUGACAGGGAUGGAAUGCUGGAGAGAGAUGAAUUUGCUGUGGCCAUGUACCUGGUGUACAGAGCCCUGGAGGGGGAGCCCGUGCCCAUGUCCCUCCCGCCCCCGCUGGUGCCCCCCUCCAAGAGGAAAAAACCCACGGUGCCCUCGGGGAUGCCCCUGCUGCCGUCGCCGCCCUCCACCAAAGACGCCCGCUCCGCCCACUCGGGGGCCAAGAGCGCCCACCACGCCCCCAAGCCGGCCCCCGCCCCGGCCCCCGCUCCCGCCCCGGCCCCGGCCCCGGCCCCGGCCCCCACGUCGUCCCCCACGCCGGCCGCCGCCCCCUGGGUGGUCUCCCCUGCAGACAAGGCCAAGUACGACGAGCUGUUCAGCAAGACGGACGGAGACAUGGACGGCCUGGUGUCCGGCCCCGAGGUCCGAGACAUCUUCCUGAAGACGGGUUGCCCUCGGCGACAGCUGGCUCGCAUCUGGGAGUUGUGUGAAAUUGGAGACCUAGGGAAGCUAACCAGGGAACAGUUUGCCCUGGCGCUCCAUCUCAUCAACCAGAGGCUCACCAAAGGCCUGGAGCCCCCCCAGACCCUGUCGGCUGAGAUGAUCCCUCCCUCAGACCGACUCAGCAUCAAGCAGCAGAAUAUGGCAAAUCUUGCGGCGGACUUCUCUGCCAUCAAGGAGUUGGACUCCCUCAGUAACGAGAUAGUGGAUCUACAACGGGAGAAGAGUGGCGUGGAGCAGGAGAUCAAGGAGAAGGAGGAGACCAUCCAGCAGCGCACCAGUGAAGUCCAGGAGCUGCAGGACGUGGUGUCCAGGGAGAGCCUGACUCUGCAGCAGCUGCACGCUGAGCGCCAGAGGAUCCAGGAGGCGGUGGACGAGCUGGACCUGGAGAAGAGCUCCCUGGAGGGCCAGCUCUCCCACAUCCGCCAGCAGACCAACCAAGAGAGCCAGCUGAUCACCUCCCUGCAGUCAGAGCACGAGGAGCAGGAGAUCACCAUAGGCCAGUACGAGGAGGCGCUGGUGCAGGCGCGCGAAGAGCUCCUCAAGCUGCAGGAGGAGACCCGGCUGCUGGAGGAGAAGGUGCAGGGGGCGCGGGAGCAGCUCACGCCCCUGCAGGAGUCGGUCCGGGACUCCUUCAAGCAGGUCACACAGGUGCAGCAGAAGCUGACGGAGUUAAAGGUGGAGGACAGGUCGGUGACGGCGCAGCUCAGCUGGAAGCGAGCCCUGGAGGACAGCUCUCCCGUCCUGGUCAACGGGUCGACGGGCCCCACGGAGGAGCUGCACCGUGGGGACCUCUACCUCGACGAGGACCACCCCUUCCACGAGCUCAAGGAGGAAGAGGACGAAGAGGAGGAGGAGGAGGAGGAGGAGUUCAGCCCCGCCAGAAGCCAUCCCAUGAAGGAGCAGGGGGAAGAAGAACAGUCUGAGGACGAGGAGGAGGAGGAGGAGAAGGUUGAUGAAGGGACGGAGAAGACGGAGAGCGAGAGGCUGCAGUCUCCGGAAGAGAAGAAGGCAAGGCAGGAUCCCUUGGAUGACCUGUUCAGCAGCCUGGCUUCUGGAGACCUCUACAGCAGCCUGGGCACUUUCACUAAGCCCCAGGAAAAUAACAUUAUGAUGGAGAAUAGAAACGGUACAUCCACGGUGGAAUCGUCCCAAGAAGUGACGGACGAAAUGGAGGAGUCCCCUACAGCCACACCAAAGUUGGACUCCCCAGCACCAGAGACCGCAGAGGAGGCGGUGGAGUCCCCGGAGCGCAGCUCAACCUCCACAGCACAGAGCCUCCCAGCCCAGGCCGGCCAGCAGCCCGGCCUCCAGGGUCCUCCUGAGCUUGGCUUCUUCCAGUCGGACCCCUUCACAGACCACGAUCCCUUCAAGGACGACCUGUUUGGAAAGGCAGACGUGUUGGAUCCGUUCGGGGAGGACCCGUUCAAGGGCAGCGACCCGUUCGCCGCCGACGCCUUCUUCGCCCAGCCCGGCGAGGACCCCUUCGCCGGCAGCGGGGCGGGGCCGGCGGAGCCCGACCCGUUCGGCGCCGCGCUGAACAACGCCGCGGGCGCGCCGGCGACCGCGCCCGACCCGUUCGCCACCAACCUCAGCGGCGCCAGCACGUCUAACGAUCUGUUCGGCACGGCCGCCGCCGCCACCGGCAGCGUGGAUCUGUUUGGUUCCCAAGGCAACGGCCACGCGGAUCCGUUCAGCUCCUCUCAGCCUGCCGUGGAGUUGCCCGUGAAGAACGCCACGCCCACCAACGAUCCCUUCGCCCCUGGUGGUACAGCAGUGAGUGGCUCCGGCUCGGACCCAGAUCCAUUCGCCGCAGUGUUUGGGAACGAAUCCUUUGGUGGGGGUUUCGCUGAUUUUAGCGCCUUGGCAAAGUCCAACGGCGCAGAUGCAUUCGGUACCAACAACAAGAACAUCUUCCAGGACGACACCGCGCCGACGAACUCGGACGUGCCCCCUGCACUGCCCCCCAAGACGGGCACGCCCACCAGACCUCCCCCUCCUCCUCCAGGUAAACGAUCGUCCAUCUCGCGGACCGAGUCCUCGGACUCCUUCCACCGCCGAGGGCACUUCCACCCCCAGGGCUCCGGGGAGUUCUCCUCCACCACCACCACCACCUCCUCCAGCUUCUCCUCCUCCUCCCUCCCUGCUAAAGACCCCCCGGCGGACCCCUUCGCACCGUCUUCCCCCCAUCGACACGCGGCGCGCGAACCCGAGCGCUUCGCCAGCUUUGACAAACAGUACCCGACGGAGGACGACAUGAUCGAGUGGGCCAAGCGAGAGAGCGAGCGGGAGGAGAAGGCACGGCUCGCCCGCCUCACCCAGCAGGAGCAAGAGGAUCUGGAGCUGGCCAUCGCCCUCAGCAAGUCUGAACUCUCCUGAGGAGUAGGGGGCCCGCCUCCUUAAAGCCCCCCUCCCUCCCUCCCUCCCUCCUCUUCCUCUUCCUCCUCCUCCCCUGGCCUGGAACGGCACAGCUCUGAGUAGCAUGGCGUGCACCGCAGCCGGGAAGGGGGGGACGCGGAUGGUGACGCUGCCCCCAUGAAGAGAUUAUUCUCACCGUUCCAAACUUGGGUUUGGGAGCGGUGUUGUUGUUUUUUUGUUUUGUUGGUCUUCCGUCAGAAAUCGUUCUACGUGUUCGCCGUCAUGUCGUGUCCUGGUAUGGCUGAGGUCUGGCUGCU
This is a messenger RNA of Gadus chalcogrammus (walleye pollock), 3698 nucleotides long. It is a transcript of the gene eps15, whose product is annotated as epidermal growth factor receptor pathway substrate 15. Gene Ontology annotation, cellular component: clathrin coat of coated pit; plasma membrane; cytoplasm. The record is from RefSeq and is a predicted model, not a curated record. Gene Ontology annotation, biological process: endocytosis; endosomal transport. Gene Ontology annotation, molecular function: calcium ion binding; cadherin binding. Lineage: Eukaryota; Metazoa; Chordata; Actinopteri; Gadiformes; Gadidae.